Messenger RNA from Parasteatoda tepidariorum (common house spider), 1044 nucleotides. Its product is annotated as inactive phospholipase C-like protein 2. Gene Ontology annotation, molecular function: phosphatidylinositol-4,5-bisphosphate phospholipase C activity; calcium ion binding. The record is from RefSeq and is a predicted model, not a curated record. Lineage: Eukaryota; Metazoa; Arthropoda; Arachnida; Araneae; Theridiidae. Gene Ontology annotation, biological process: gamma-aminobutyric acid signaling pathway; regulation of synaptic transmission, GABAergic; phosphatidylinositol metabolic process.
GGAAAAAGUUGUUGAAAAUUUCCUUUGGAAUAUGACUAUGCUUGCCACACAAACUGAUUUGCUAAAGCAAGUUUAUGAACAGAGCUGCUCUGCUAUUAAUCAACUUCGUAAUUUGAUGCCAGUGUUUAGCAAGUUGUUCCAGAAAGAAAGGGAAAGCAUAAUUUCUGCCAACACACAAAAUGCACCAGCAACACCUGUGCUCUCCAAUCAAAUAAACCUUAUGCCUUCCUCAGAACAGAUACCACUGACUCCAACAUCUCCUGGUGAUGGUAGGUUACGUGGAAUACUAAAGAAGACUAGUGCACCACCGAUACUUCAGUCCACUGAGAGUCAGCUUGAUAGCGGAAGUAGUGCAUCAUCUGUAUUUUUUCCUGGUGACAUAGGAGAAAACACUAAUAGGUAGCAAGAAGCACAAAUAGUGGAACUGAUAUACUUUUCAUCUGUUAUGUUCAUUUAGACUGAGUGAAGGGCUCAAGAGGGAAAUGCCAUUUCAGUGGGAUGCUAACUUCUGCAGGUUAUCUUUAUUGAAAGUUUAUAUAUUGGCAGGAAAGAUUACAGAUGUGUUUGAGCAAUCAACACAAUUAUGUGAAAUAUCCAGUUUCGAAUUUUUUUUUUUAACAACCUUUUAAUUUUUUUGUGAGUUCUAAAAAAAAAAAUUUCCCAUAUGGACAAACCCAGAAGUUGGAUUAAAUCUUAUUCUUCUGCAGAAAAAGUAAUAUUACAUUAAUAGUAAUAUUACAGGGUGCGUAUCGUUUUUAAAAAGUACUUAAAGGUGCUUAUUUUCAAUUUUCGUUUUUUAAAAGCCCUUUAAGGUUCUUUUUUCAUUGGCUUUUUUUAAAAAGUGCUUAAUUUUCCCUAUUUCAAAAUGAAAUUUUUCCUUUGCCAUGUUCAUUUUCGCUGUGAAUUAUGCAAAGAGACGCAGUUCACAUUGUUCUGUUCAACGUUUUCACAAUUCAUUCAACCCCAAUCUAUUUCGACGUAUUGUCAGUCCAUAGCGUUUGAAAACACCAUUCGUUUUACAUGAUUCAAAAUUUCAUGAUUUUU